GAGAUCAGAUAUAGCGAAUGCAGGGUCCGGGGAGACCGGAUAUAGUGAAUGCAGGGUCCGGGGAGACCGGAUAUAGUGAAUGCAGGGUCCGGGGAGACCGGAUAUAGUGAAUGCAGGGUCAGAGACCGGAUAUAGUGAAUGCAGGGUCCGGGGAGACCAGAUAUAGUGAAUGCAGGGUCUGGGGAGACCAGAUAUAGCAAAUGCAGGGUCCAGGGGCUCCAGGAAAUCAAUGCCAAAGGAAGGCCAGGGGAACCAGAACAAAAAGAAGCCUAUGGAUAGCAUUUCAGAGAUGCUGCCCUCCUGCACAGAUGGGGAAAUCAACAACUAGAAAAAAGCCUACAGGUAGUGCAAACACCUAGUGCAU
Molecule: messenger RNA, 364 nt
Organism: Staurois parvus
Lineage: Eukaryota; Metazoa; Chordata; Amphibia; Anura; Ranidae
Source: the annotation of a GenBank genome assembly